UGCACUUCUAUAUAUUCGCAAGAAACGAUGGCCAGUAUCACCACAUUUGAGCUCUACCAAAGCAAAAAAAAUCAGAAGCAAAAAAUCUUAAGAUGGUUGGCAUGUGGUCUUUAUUCCGUGAGAUAGACCAGAGCAAGACCACAUGGGCAUUCAAAGCGAGAGCCAUUCAUGUGUACCGAGAGCCGGCACACGACUGCUUUCCGGAGUCAUUAGAGAUUGUGUUUCAUGAUGAGGAGGGAUCCAAAAUGCAUGCACACAUUCCUGACCAAUACAUCAACACGUUUAUUGGUAUUUUCAAGGAAGGACGUGUUUUCGCGGUAAAAAACAUCAUGGUUGAGGAAAAUUACAUGUUUUUUAAAACUACAACCAGUGCUUAUAGACUUUGUUUCUUCAACAAAAGUGCUGCAUUUGAGAUCAAGGGUGUUCCCUUUCUGUCAAGGACUUUCUCGCUUGUGUCGUUUGCUUCUCUACAAGCUCUGGACACCAUUGAUGAGCAAUACAGAAUUGGUGCGCACUCAAGUUUGUAUUUUAUUAUAUGGAACACGUUUUGAUAUAAUGUGAUCUAAUUCAGUGUUUACCUAAAGAUAUAAUUGGCCAAGUGGUACAUGACAAGGACCCUAAGACUAUUCUUAAGAAUGAAAGGCCGAGGAAGCUUAUGGAGUUGAUUUUGGGUGACACGGAGUGCGUUAACAGUUGCUUUCAAAUAAUUUUUAAAUGUGCAUUAAAAUAAUUAAAAGAUUUUAAUGCAAUUUCUUCAUAGAGGAAACAUCAUAGCAUGUACUCUUUGGGGACCAAUGGUUGAAAUGCUGUUGACAUACAAGCUUACAACGUUGGAUCCGAUCAUAAUGCUGCUCCAGUGCUGCCGGGCUAGGAAGUACCAAGGUUUUUUCUAAGGUCUUAUAACCCUCUAAUCGGCUGAUCUUCUUCAAGUAGAUAACUUAGUUAUUUUUUUUAGGCCACGUUCAUAUCUCAAACAUGUUUAACACCACUAAAGUCAUUUUGAAUGGAAGCGAGGAUGAAUUUGGUGAAUUCAGGUCUAGGUAAGAAGGUGGAGGACAUAUCAUUUUCUUGAACCUAAAAAUAAAAUAUACAUAGCUGUUUAUCCUAUUGCAAAAAACCUUAAACAUGAUGGGUGAAAGGUCAGUUCAAGGAUUAAGCUUCACAAUUACAUCAGACAACUCCAACGAUGGUGACAUUGUGAGUGGGCAGCAGGAGUUGUUGACUAUUGAAGAACUCAACAAACUGCAGGAGGAUGGUGAGCACUGGGUGUAUGGGGAAACCGUGGCCGUCGACAACUUUAAGGAUUGGUCUUACGUUUCAUGCAUUGGUUGUAACCGGAAGGUUUCACCCAAUGGUGAUAGCUUUUGGUGCGCGGCUUGCAGUUCUAAUGAUGCAGUUCUCAGGUACAAGGUCAAUGUGAGGGUUGUUGAUGGCACAAGCCAUGCUUCCUUCUUGCUUUGGGAUAGAGAGGUCUCCUGUUUGUUGGGCAAGUCUGCCACUUCGCUCAAAGAACAGAUAACUAGGAGGAACUUUGGUCCGCAUCACUUUCCGUCAGAGAUAAAUUCUCUGAUCGACAUCAAGGCAUUGUUUCGGGUCCAGUUCAAAAGAGAGAGCAGAAACUUUAAGGGAAACCAAACUUUCAGCGUGAUGAAGAUGAACACGGACCCAAAGGUCCUGGCACUUUACUCUGCGAAGAUUAACGGAACAGAGGAGGAAGACGAGUUCAGCAGGUUGGCUUCACAAUGUUCUGGGUCUGAAAAGGCUGGAUCCUCAUAGACCGCAGUGUCUAGCCCACUUAUGUGCAAGGAGAAAAUGCAGGUUUUGGAUGUCAACGUUGAGCGGGUUAAACGUGACUUAUUUGGAGAUUUUUCUGCAUCAACUUCAAUGAAGAAACUCAAGGCGGUGAAGAUUGAAAAGCAGUGAAGAAGCUCAUAAAUCUGGGGAGUAUUGAUUAACAUGAUUAUGAUAUAUGUUUUGUUACGGCAGUAAUUAGGGGUGUUCUUUAACCGGGCCGGACCAUAAUUUGGACCUGAACCAGAUCGGAAUGGAUCGGUUCGGACCGGUUCGGUAUUAACGGGUCUGGGUUUCGGUCUUUAAUAUUUUAAGAAUCCGGGUUCCGGUCUGGGUCAAACCCGGAAAAAUACAAGCUCGGACCCGUGGCCCGUUAAAUUAGUUUUUCAAAAAAAUCAUAAAAGACAACCUUGUAUUGAUUCUGUUAUGGAGUUAAUAAAUAACAACAUAGAAGCUACAUAUGUUGUUAGAAGCAUGGAAAAAGAUGUCUUUUUUUAUCUUAAAUAAAACAGAAGUUAACUUUUCCAAAAACAAAAUUUUCCCUUAAUUCAACUUCAAGUUUUAGUCCUAGCAUAUGCAUCAAUAGUGUUUUUUCCUUGUAAUUAUUCUGGUUAUUUUCUCUCUUAUAUUGCAGCCACAAUGUUCCUUAUCUUAUAUUUUAAAAGAAUUGUGUGAAGUAUAAUUUAGUUAAGUAAUAUUACAUUCUGCUACUAAUAAUUAUUGCAAUCAAGCAAUUUAGUUUUUAGCCAAUGUAUGAUAUUAUGUGUGUUUAAAAAACCGGGUCAAUUAGGGUCAAAAUCGGACCGGACCAGAAAAUUCAGGUCUGGGUCGGUCUGGAUCGGUUAGUAACAGGUCUGGUCUUCGGUCCUCAUAAAUUUAAGGUUCCGGUUCCGGUCCGGUCCUGUCUGGUUUAGUACAUCCCUAACAGUAAUAACUGCUUAGUGUUUUAGAUCAAGUGUCAACUAUGUAGGCAAAACAUCUACCGUACCAUUGACUCCUAAGGUAUUUUUGGUGUUGCCUACUUUUUGCUUUUUGGGAUUGUUUAUGCCUGGGACUCGGCUACUAUGAGUUCCUGAAGUGUUGUGCAUUUUGUAAAAGUGGUCAGCAGUAGCUUAUGGUUCUGCUACCACUGCGCCAACUAACACUGUAUGUUUAUUUCCAUGUCAUGUACUUUGUCAAAGUGUAUCAGCAGCUUAUGGUUCAACUACUGCUGUUAGUUGUUUAUUGAAGAUGCAUUUUAAUAUAUUGUUUUUGUCGAAGAA
Molecule: messenger RNA, 3053 nt
Organism: Cuscuta europaea
Lineage: Eukaryota; Viridiplantae; Streptophyta; Magnoliopsida; Solanales; Convolvulaceae
Source: the annotation of a GenBank genome assembly